This is a messenger RNA of Anoplopoma fimbria (sablefish), 808 nucleotides long. RefSeq names its product mitochondrial translation release factor in rescue (gene mtrfr). NCBI's taxonomy places the organism in Eukaryota, Metazoa, Chordata, Actinopteri, Perciformes, Anoplopomatidae. Gene Ontology annotation, biological process: translational termination. Gene Ontology annotation, cellular component: mitochondrion. The transcript has 3 exons. The record is from RefSeq and is a predicted model, not a curated record. Gene Ontology annotation, molecular function: translation release factor activity. The coding region runs from base 92 to 601 and encodes 169 amino acids.
GAAACGAAGAAGAAGAGAAGAUUGAACCAAAACAGACAUCAACACACGUUGACAAGACCGUGAAACAGACGGGGAAAUGUCAUAGUCUACAAUGUUGCGGAUUUUCCCGUCCAUCAGCUGUAUGUGUAGUGUGUCCAGUCGGGUCAUAUGGGGAGGUCCUCCCGGUGCUCCUCCGCUGCUAAGGCCGCUCCCACCUGGACCGACCUGUGUUAUGAUAGCCGGUAAAAAGGACCUGAUAGACCUCCCUGUCCUGAACGAGGACGAGCUUGAGGAGCAGUUUGUGAGAGGAUCUGGACCCGGAGGACAGGCCACCAACAAAACCAGCAACUGUGUGGUGCUCAAGCACAUCCCCAGUGGGACUGUUGUGAAGUGCCAUCAAACCAGAUCUGUGGAUAUAAAUCGAAAGCGUGCUCGGGAUAUCAUGCGAGAGAAACUUGAUGUUGUUUAUAAAGGAGAACUCAGUGAGAUCAUUGUAAAGAAAAAAGAGUCUGAGCUGAGGAAACAAGAGAAGAGGAGGAAGGCAAAUGAAAACCUGGAGAGAAAAAGACUCUUUAGAGAAGCUCUGGCUGUGGACUCCAAACCUGGAAAUGACACUGUUUAAAAUGUUUUAAUGGAAUAUAGAAUGAAUACAUUAUUACUUUAUAGGUUCUGUAUGUUUUAUGCCUACACAGACUGGAUAACUAAACCUGGAAGGAUGUACUGUCAACAGUUAUAUAAACAAUAUUCCUUAUAUUUGUAUGGCAGUUUUCAUGCAAAGUUGCAUUACAACAAGAUAAAGAAGAAGACUGGAGAAUAAAAUGACAAAAAA